Fragaria vesca subsp. vesca is the source of this 1554-nucleotide messenger RNA. Its product is annotated as inorganic phosphate transporter 1-4-like. Gene Ontology annotation, biological process: phosphate ion transport; transmembrane transport. The record is from RefSeq and is a predicted model, not a curated record. Gene Ontology annotation, molecular function: phosphate transmembrane transporter activity. NCBI's taxonomy places the organism in Eukaryota, Viridiplantae, Streptophyta, Magnoliopsida, Rosales, Rosaceae. Gene Ontology annotation, cellular component: membrane. The coding region runs from base 1 to 1554 and encodes 517 amino acids. The transcript has a single exon.
AUGGCUAAGUCACAAUUGGAGGUGCUUAAUGCUCUUGACACUGCAAAAACACAAUGGUAUCAUUUCACUGCAAUCAUCAUUGCCGGAAUGGGGUUCUUUACCGAUGCAUAUGAUCUCUUCUGCAUUUCCCUUGUGACCAAAUUGCUUGGCCGCAUAUACUACCAUGUUGAUGGUGCAGCCAAGCCUGGAACGUUGCCUCCGAAUGUGUCUGCUGCUGUCAAUGGUGUUGCAUUAUGUGGAACCUUGUCAGGGCAAGUCUUUUUUGGCUGGCUCGGUGACAAAUUGGGUCGAAAGAAGGUGUAUGGCAUAACUCUGAUGCUCAUGAUCGUUUGCUCCAUUUGUUCAGGUCUCUCCUUUAGCCAUGACCCCAAAGCUGUGAUUUCAACCCUAUGCUUCUUCCGGUUCUGGCUAGGAUUUGGUAUUGGUGGUGACUACCCUCUUUCGGCCACCAUUAUGUCUGAAUAUGCCAACAAGAAGACUCGUGGUGGCUUCAUCGCCGCGGUCUUUGCCAUGCAAGGUUUCGGAAUUUUAGCAGGAGGCCUGUUCGCAAUGCUUACGGCUGCCAUAUUUGACGCCACGUUCAAGGCUCCAGCUUAUGAAGUUGACCCAAUUGGUUCCACUGUCCCACAAGCAGACUACCUAUGGAGAAUUGUUCUGAUAAUUGGUGCAUUUCCGGCUGCACUAACCUACUACUGGCGAUUGAAGAUGCCUGAAACUGCUCGCUACACAGCCCUCGUUGCCAACAAUGUUUCCCAGGCAGCAGCUGAUAUGUCAAAAGUUAUGCAGGUUGACAUUGAAUCUGAUCCGGCCAGGGCUCAACCCACCGUCACUUACGGUUUGUUCUCUAAGGAAUUCCUGGACCGCCAUGGACUUCACUUGUUCGGUACCACAAGCACAUGGUUCUUGCUUGACAUUGCAUUUUACAGUCAAAAUCUGUUCCAGAAGGACAUUUUCAGUGCCGUUGGAUGGAUUCCUCAUGCCGCCACUAUGAAUGCCAUUGCAGAGGUUUAUAAAAUUGCAAGGGCUCAAACUCUCAUUGCUCUGUGCAGUACUGUGCCUGGUUACUGGUUCACUGUGUUCUUCAUCGACAGAAUCGGAAGAUUCAAAAUCCAAAUGAUUGGAUUCUUCUUCAUGACAGUGUUCAUGUUUGCACUGGCAUUUCCAUACAAUUAUUGGACACAAAAGGAUAAUGUGAUCUGGUUCGUGAUACUGUAUGCACUGACUUUUUUCUUUGCCAAUUUCGGACCUAAUGCUACAACAUUUGUGGUACCGGCUGAGAUUUUCCCAGCUCGACUGAGGUCUACUUGCCAUGGCAUAUCCGCAGCACUUGGAAAGUUGGGGGCAAUAAUAGGUGCCUUUGGGUUUCUGUAUUUGGCUCAACCUCAGGACAAGAGUAAAGCAGAAGCAGGGUUCCCGGCCGGUAUAGGCGUCAAAAAUUCACUCAUUGUUUUGGGUGUGGUCAACUUCUUGGGUAUGCUAUGCACAUUCGCUGUUCCUGAAACGAAUGGGAAGUCUUUGGAGGAAAUGUCAGGUGAGGCUGAAGAAAGAAAUUAG